Trichoplax adhaerens is the source of this 675-nucleotide messenger RNA. RefSeq lists its product as uncharacterized. The transcript is spliced from 5 exons. The coding region runs from base 1 to 675 and encodes 224 amino acids. The record is from RefSeq and is a predicted model, not a curated record. NCBI's taxonomy places the organism in Eukaryota, Metazoa, Placozoa, Uniplacotomia, Trichoplacea, Trichoplacidae.
AUGUAUCAUCUACGCAGAGUUAGUGAUAUAAGGCUGUACACAUCUUGUCUCCCGCCUGGCUAUUCUGUGCUGAGAAAAAAAGAGGCACUUUUAAGCAGGGCACGAUUUAAGACUUAUCGAUGUAAGUUUUGUGGAGUUCGGUUUUGUAUCAACUGCUUAUGUGGUGAUUUUCCGGGAAAAAUGUAUGCACCCAAUCUGUGUCGUCGAUGUAAUCAGAAAAACCAUCGAGGACAAAAAGUUAGCUGUGAUGAUGCUUUUAGUGAAGCAGCACAAAAAGUUAUUACCAUGCAAAACGUUAUUAAAGCAGCGAAAGGAAGAGAUAAAAGCAGACCAUAUUUAAAGCCAUCUGUAAAACCCAACUCUACUAACAACUUAACAUCAAAUACCUCUUCUAAUACUGUAAAUGGAAAAAAAGGGGAAGGCAAAAGUAAAAAAAAGGCAAAAGCGACAAGUAGAAUUGACACUGGUCUUAGCAACACCAAAGUAGAGAAGCAAACUACUCAAAAUGGCGAUAGCAUUUCCAACGGUGACAAAAAACCAAAGACAGUUACGAAAUCUAAGAAAACUAAGACUAUUGGAGGAUCCAAGGCAACAGAGUCCACAACUACAAAAACUGCAGGAUCUUCUCGAAAGACGAACAAUAAAGCAAAAAAUAUAAAUAGUCAGAAAGUUUAA